GCCGGCGUCCCCCGCCCGCUUCUGUUUUGGCCCAUUCAAGAUGGCGGUGCAGGAGUCGGCGGCGCAGCUCUCCAUGACCCUCAAGGUGCAGGAGUACCCGACCCUCAAGGUCCCCUAUGAGACGCUGAACAAGCGCUUCCGAGCCGCCCAGAAGAACAUUGACCGGGAGACCAGCCACGUCACCAUGGUGGUGGCCGAGCUGGAGAAGACCUUGAGCAGCUGCCCCGCCGUGGACUCCGUGGUCAGCCUGCUGGACGGCGUGGUGGAGAAGCUCAGUGUCCUCAAGAGGAAGGCGGUGGAGUCCAUCCAGGCCGAGGACGAGAGCGCCAAGCUGUGCAAGCGCAGGAUCGAGCACCUCAAGGAGCACAGCAGCGCGCAGCCCGCGGCGGCCGGCGCGUGGAAGAGGAAGCGCAUGGACCGCAUGAUGGUGGAGCACCUGCUGCGCUGCGGCUACUACAGCACGGCUGUGAAGCUGGCGCGCCAGAGCGGCAUCGAGGACCUGGUGAACAUCGAGAUGUUCCUGACGGCCAAGGAAGUGGAGGAGUCCCUGGAGCGGCGUGAGACGGCCACCUGCCUGGCCUGGUGCCACGACAACAAGUCCCGGCUGCGCAAGAUGAAGAGCUGCCUGGAGUUCAGCCUGAGGAUCCAGGAGUUCAUUGAGCUCAUCCGGCAGAAUAAGCGGCUGGACGCCGUGAGGCACGCAAGGAAGCACUUCAGUCAAGCCGAGGGCAGCCAGCUGGACGAGGUGCGCCAGGCCAUGGGCAUGCUGGCCUUCCCGCCAGACACCCACAUCUCCCCGUACAAGGACCUGCUGGACCCCGCCCGGUGGAGGAUGCUGACCCAGCAGUUCCGCUACGACAACUACCGGCUGCACCAGCUGGGGAACAGCUCCGUGUUCACCCUCACGCUGCAGGCCGGCCUCUCUGCCAUCAAGACGCCACAGUGCUACAAGGAGGACGGCAGCUCCAGGAGCCCCGACUGCCCCGUGUGCAGCCGCUCCCUGAACAAGCUGGCGCAGCCCCUGCCCAUGGCGCACUGCGCCAACUCUCGCCUGGUCUGCAAGAUCUCCGGCGACGUCAUGAACGAGAACAACCCGCCCAUGAUGCUGCCCAACGGCUACGUCUACGGCUACAACUCUCUGCUCUCGAUCCGCCAAGACGAUAAGGUGGUUUGCCCCAGAACCAAAGAGGUGUUCCACUUCUCCCAGGCCGAGAAGGUGUACAUCAUGUAGGCCCCGACCAAAGACCGGUGAGCGCCGCCCGGGAGCGGGAGGUGUGGCCUGUGCUGCUGGCGCGGCGCCUGCAGAGACCGAACCGGGCGCGGGGAGCAGGAGCCGCUCCGAGGCGCCCUCGGCCCCCUCCCCUGCUGUGAGCGCGCGUGGGGCGCAGGUGGCUGGGCUGGCGGUGCCGCCAGGGCCGUGACUGCUGGGGCCGCCGCCGCCGCCGCCUUACUUCCUGCUGAGAGCGCGCCGCCGCGGGCGCGGGCCGAACACUGUAGAGCUUUGUACCUAGCGCUUAUUUUUGCAUGCUGACGUCGACUAGCCGAUACGCUGUAAAUGUCCACCUGUCAAUAAAACGUUUUCUAUUUCCACGUC
This is a messenger RNA of Lepus europaeus (European hare), 1594 nucleotides long. It is a transcript of the gene MAEA, whose product is annotated as macrophage erythroblast attacher, E3 ubiquitin ligase. Gene Ontology annotation, molecular function: protein binding; ubiquitin protein ligase activity. Gene Ontology annotation, biological process: proteasome-mediated ubiquitin-dependent protein catabolic process. NCBI's taxonomy places the organism in Eukaryota, Metazoa, Chordata, Mammalia, Lagomorpha, Leporidae. The record is from RefSeq and is a predicted model, not a curated record. The transcript has 9 exons. Bases 41 to 1231 code for a protein of 396 amino acids. Gene Ontology annotation, cellular component: nucleus; GID complex; cytoplasm.